AUGCAAAAGCCUGCACCUCAGAGAGCCCAAGAGCCUCCAAAGAACUUUGAAGAAUUCUUAAAGGCUCAAAACUGGGAUUGUUGGCCCAGGGAUGUUCGUUUUAGAGAUAGUGAUAUAUGGGAAGAUGCUCUGAAAAAACUGGAAGAGGAUGCUUCAUUUGCUUCAAUUUAUUCUUAUCUAUGGACUAAUGUUCCUCGAAUAUUUGAAACUGUUAGCACCAUGGAGUCAAGAUUAAAAGAAUGUUCACUUCUUUUACAAAAGCAUUCCUCUAAUUUAUUUGAAUGUAACAGAAUGAUCUCCAAGAAAAGUUCACAUCCAAAUCUGGAAAGAUACAAGGCAUUUUUAAAGGAGCACUGUAGGCGGAGGAAGAUAAUGCUUUCAGAUGAAAUGGAGACAGAGAAGAAUAUAGAGGGUUGCAACUUCUCAGGAUACAAACCAAGUGAACUAACUCAAUUACCCAGACAUUUGGAUGCUAAACAGAUUUAUCUGUUUGUUUUAAGAAACAAUAACUUUGAGGAAAAGUUAUUUAAAGUCUGGAGAACCCAUAUUCUCUCAGACUCUUCCAUUGCUCUUUUGCAUGACUGUUUUUGGUGGUGGUUUCUCCAUAAAUUCAAGCCUGACAAAAGAGAUCAAGAUUGCUUGUUUGACAGAAUCUCAGAAAGUUAUGUAACUCUUUUCAUGAGAAUACCUCAUAAGAAAAAGGAUGCAUUCUUUCAGGUGUAUCCAGAUUUUUUGGCACAAGCUAUCUAUGCAGCAUUCCAGGAAUCAUUUCCAGAAUCUAGUAACCUCUUCAAUAAUGAGUUUAAAGAAGAUCUAGGAAAUACUAUUUUUCUGUGGUUGUCAGGUCUAAAGCCUCAGGCCGGCUUUUGGACCCACUGGAGACUAAAAGAACUCUGCACAACCACCAUACAUGGCAGCAGGCGAGCACCGUUGAAAUCAGUGAAAAAGAGGCUCAUUUCCAGCCAGGAGCGCAUAGCAGCCACUAUUGACUUCAACAUGGCGAAUAUUUUAAAGAACCCAAAAGCACACACCAUGUCUGCACUCAAGGAGGAGUCAUCAGUGUCAAAAGUUACGACAAAGUCCCACUACAGAAGCUUGGGUCCAGAGUUUCACCAAGUUCUCUUUGAUUUUAGAGGUCAGAGCCCGCUAAUUUUGUACUAUCUUAAAAUGCAAGAAAUAGGUGGUAUUUCCAUCACUCAUAAGCAAAUGGGAAGUAAAUUCACCAAGAUACUCCGAGAGCCCAGCACACCGCCUGCUCCAACAUACUGUGAGAUCAUCAAGGAGGCCAAAAGGAAAUUUGCAAUGAACCAAAAGGACUUUAGGAGAGCAAAGCAGCGAAUCAAAGAAGAUAUUAGGUUCCUGAAAGAGAAACAGGAAAAAAUUGACAAGGAGCUUGACAGGCUCCAAGCAAAGGCUUCCAAAAACAUCCAAGAAGUCAAAGUAGAGUUUGAGAAUUUUAUGCAUAAAAUGCGUGUUGAGGAUAAACUCAAGGAGGAAUUUAGAACAUCAUCAACAUCACUAUCCUCAGAGUCACCACAGUCGCCACAGUCAUCACACUCAUCAUCAUCUUCAUCCACUGCCGUGUCAGAAGACAUCAACGAUGUGGAAGAGGGCUAAGGGGAGCCAGCAGUGGCCACCAUUCAAGAACAACACAUAAAGUUCAGCUGCAUCAGUUUAAUAUAGCAGUAUUCAAUUAAAUGUACCUUUUGCCAUUCAUCUUUAAAAUCUUUAAAUCAAUAA
Molecule: messenger RNA, 1740 nt
Organism: Phodopus roborovskii (desert hamster)
Lineage: Eukaryota; Metazoa; Chordata; Mammalia; Rodentia; Cricetidae
Gene: Fam227b
Product: family with sequence similarity 227 member B
Source: RefSeq, a predicted model, not a curated record